This is a messenger RNA of Tachysurus vachellii, 2103 nucleotides long. RefSeq names its product nucleobindin 2a (gene nucb2a). Gene Ontology annotation, molecular function: calcium ion binding. The coding region runs from base 160 to 1566 and encodes 468 amino acids. Gene Ontology annotation, cellular component: endoplasmic reticulum-Golgi intermediate compartment; extracellular exosome. NCBI's taxonomy places the organism in Eukaryota, Metazoa, Chordata, Actinopteri, Siluriformes, Bagridae. The record is from RefSeq and is a predicted model, not a curated record. The transcript has 13 exons.
UCCCUCCGCUCCCUCCCCCCGCUCCUUAGCCUACCGCUGAAAUCCGUUCGUUUUAAUGAAGUGAUGACGAGACACUGAGGAAGUUCCGCGGUGAUGAACGCGCACCCGAGAGACCUGAAUACACGUCUAAUUUAGCUCCUCGUCGUAUAAAUAAGCAAAAUGUUAUGGAUCAAAGCUGUCACCGUUUGCCUUGUGCUCUCCAGCCAGAUGUUCAGCUCCCAGUCAGUGCCUAUUAAUGUAGAUAAAACUAAAGUCAAGGUGCCAGAAGAACAGGUACAGGAAAUGCCUCAAAAUGUGGACACUGGACUGCAUUAUGACCGCUAUCUCAGGGAAGUUAUCGAUUUCCUCGAAAAAGACCCACAUUUUAGAGAAAAGCUGCAGAACACCGGCAUCGAUGACAUAAAGCAAGGGAAACUGGCUAAAGAGCUGGACUUCGUGAGCCACCACGUCAGGACCAAGCUGGACGAGAUAAAGAGGCAGGAAGUGAGUCGGCUGAGGAUGCUGAUCAAAGCCAAGCAUGACAUGGAAGGAGGGAACGGCGUGGCCACGGACCAUCAGGCUCUACUGAAGCAGUUCGAGUAUCUGAACCACAUGAACCCUCACACGUUUGAGGUGGAAGAUCUGGACAAACUCAUCAGAUCAGCCACAAAGGAUUUGGAGAACUACGACAAAGAACGUCACGAGGAGUUCAAGAAGUACGAAAUGAUGAAGGAGCACGAGCGGCGCGAGCACCUGAAGACCCUCAGUGAGGAGAACAGGAAGAAAGAAGAGGAGCAUUACGAAGAGAUGAAGAAGAAGCACGCCGAUCACCCGAAAAUCAAUCAUCCUGGCAGUCAGAAUCAGCUCAAAGAGGUGUGGGAGGAGGCGGACGGCCUCGACCCUGACGAUUUUGACCCCAAAACGUUCUUCAACCUGCAUGAUUCAAACGGAGACGGCUUCUUCGACGAGCAGGAAUUAGAGGCGCUGUUCACUAAAGAGCUGGAGAAAAUCUACGACCCAACGAACGAGGAAGACGACAUGGUGGAGAUGGAGGAGGAGCGCUUACGGAUGAGGGAACACGUCAUGAACGAGGUCGACUCCAACAAGGACCGCCUGGUUUCUUUAGACGAGUUCUUGAUGGCGACAAAGAAAAAAGAGUUUCUGGAGCCGGACAGCUGGGAGACUCUGGAGCAGACCCAGACUUACACCGAUGAGGAGAUGCGAGAGUUUGAGGAACAUCUCAUCAGGCAGGAGCAGGAACUGAUCCACAAAACAGACGAAUUGCAGAAGCAACGAGACGAGCUGGAGAGACAGCAGGAGCAGCUCAACGCACAGAAAAAAGAACUCCAACAAGCUGUCGAGCACAUGGAGCGUUUAAAAACCCAGAAUGCUCCACCGGAAGUCCAGGUUGAAGGAAAUCAAGUCCCAGAAUCCCAUAACAACCAACACCAGGCUCCUCCUGAGAACCAGUCGCUUGCACCAGGACACCAGAACGUUCCUGCAGCUCAGCAGGAUUUGAGCCACGGUCAGCCUCUUGCUCAGGAUUCCCACCCCAACGUCAUCCAGGACAUCCCACAAGUACCGUAGACGAGAGCAGAGUAUCAGGAGCAGGACUGUGCAGACGCAGACACACACACACCCCUUCUCUAGCGUCUGGAGGACGUUAGGACCGCUCACCUCCGUGUUUCCUCCCGGUUCUUCUGCUCUCCACAGAAGUUUGUCAUCAGUAUAAAUCAUUUUAUUCUUUAAUUUUACUCAUCAUCCUCAUGCUGGUUUGACUCAGUCAACAUCGUUUUGCACAUUUUUAAAAUGUUACAGUAAGGGCGUGAUGAAAACGGAGCGAUUUUAAUUCAGUCUGCUCUGGGAUGUAAAGUUUAACUCCAACAACAAAGAAAAACAUUCAAGGUCCAGCUAUUUCAAUCAGGUUAGCAGUUAGUUUAAAAGACACAUCUAAGAUUCCUGACUGCUGCAAGACAGAUUUAACCUAAAAAAAAAAAAAAAAAAACCUACAGGCUUAAAAUGAUACAUGUGAAUCUGUAUUAUUUAAAUUCCAGUUCUUGUUUACUCUGUUGUAUUAAUGUGCCCAUUUUCUGCACAGAAUUAAAAAAAAGUAAUUUUAUUCUA